Molecule: messenger RNA, 2582 nt
Organism: Myripristis murdjan (pinecone soldierfish)
Lineage: Eukaryota; Metazoa; Chordata; Actinopteri; Holocentriformes; Holocentridae
Gene: pla2g6
Product: phospholipase A2, group VI (cytosolic, calcium-independent)
Exons: 19
Coding region: 116-2581 (821 amino acids)
Biological process (GO): positive regulation of ceramide biosynthetic process; cardiolipin acyl-chain remodeling
Cellular component (GO): mitochondrion
Molecular function (GO): long-chain fatty acyl-CoA hydrolase activity; protein binding
Source: RefSeq, a predicted model, not a curated record
CUCGGCAGCACGGUUGGUUGUCCGCCCCGGUUGUUGACGCUUGCUAGCUGUCAGAAGUCAGCUAGCAGGGAGCUCACUUCAAACUAAUGCGAUUACAUCCCCCGGCCAGGUCACGAUGCAGUUUCUGGGCCGGCUGCUGGACACGGUCUCCUCCGUGUCCAACCUUUUCUCCAACCCGUACCGGGUCCGGGAGGUCCCGCUGUCCGACUACGGCGGAGGAGGAGGCAGAGUCCGGCUGAAGGAAGAGGGGCGCAUGGUCCUGUACCGAAACCCCCCCAGCCAGUCAUGGGACUGCCUGCUCAUGUGUCCGGAGACCCCCACCGUGGCUCUCAGGCUGUUCCAGGUGGCGUCAGAGGAGGACGCCAUGAACUGGUUUCCACAGUACGCUCUGAAGCUCCGCCCCUUCUACGAGACCCUUCCCCUGAAGGCCGAGACCACCCAGCCAAUUGUGGACUGCCUUCGCAACCACCCGGACUGGAGCUCCGCCCACAUUGCCGUGGACACCGGCCUGAGGGAGUGUCUGAAACACAACUAUGUCCAGAGUCAGAUCAAUGCGCGGGACGCAUCGGGCCAGACGCCGCUGCACCUGGCGUGCGAGCGAGGCGACACGGUGUGCGUCAAGGAGCUGCUGGAGGAGAGCCAGGCUCGCACCGACAUCAGGGACCGCAACGGAGAGACGCCCAUGCACUGCGCCGCCAAGCAGGACUCUGCCGUCAUCAUCCAGGUCCUCUGCUCUCGGCUGUGCGCGGGGGUGAACGAGCUGAACAGCAACGGGGAGACGCCGAUCCAUGUGGCCUGCCGCCUGGGCCGCAUCGAGGCUGUCAACGCACUGCUGGGGGGCGGGGCCAGGUGUGACAUCAUCGGCAGCAGGGGCUACCCGAUCCACGCUGCCAUGAAGUACAGUGAGAAGAGCUGUGCUGAAGCGAUCCUCAUUGCAGACCCAAGCCAGCUGCAGGCUGAGGACGCUGUCUAUGGUGGGACGCCCCUCCACUGGUCCAAAACUGCUGAGAUGUGCCGCAUGCUGCUGGAGCAUGGCUGUGCCGUGAACUUCCUCAGUAAGACGGGCGAGAGCGCCCUCCACAUCCUCACCAAGAAGGGUCGCUUCGAGGCGGCCAUGGUGCUGCUCACACAUGGAGCCAACGCCAACCUGAGGGGCCAGGACGGGAACACGGCCCUGCACCUCGCCAUGAAGAUGGACCACAUGGAUCUGAUCAAGGCUCUGAUCGUGUUCGGGGCCGAUGUGGAGAUCCACAACGACCUGGGAGAGACGCCCGGACUCAUCGCUGCACGCACCAGCAAAGGUCCCAAUAGAAAGAUACUGCUGGAUAUGCUGUGUAGUGUAGGGGUCCAGCGGUGCCUCCCUCCCUCUCCCAACAGCCCUCCUCCCAGCUCAGCGAAGGCCACGUCUCCAGGCAUAGGAUUUGAGGACAUCAUGCACGUGGCGGCCGCAGUCGGAGCAAUGAGCAAAAGCACAUCUGUAGUGGACGGGUUCAAAGCGGGGAGGAAGAGGAUGGACAGGCUGCUGUGUCUGGACGGUGGAGGUAUAAAGGGCCUGGUGCUGAUCCAGAUGCUCAUCGCCCUGGAGAAGGAGGCCGGGCGACCCACCAGAGAGCUCUUUGACUGGGUGUCUGGCACCAGCACCGGGGGCAUCCUGGCCCUCGCUAUAAUCCAUGGUAAGUCCAUGGAGUACCUGCGCUGCCUGUACUUCAGAAUGAAGGAGCAGGUGUUCAAGGGGUCACGACCUUACGAGUCGGCGCCGCUGGAGGACUUCCUGAAGAAAGAGUUCGGAGAGAACACCAAGAUGACGGAUGUCCGGUACCCCAGGGUGAUGGUGACCAGCGUUCUGGCGGACAGACAUCCAGGGGAGCUGCACAUUUUCAGAAACUACGACCCUCCCUCCAUCCACAGAGAGCCCCCCUACGCCACCACCGCCACAUUUAAGCCCCUCACCAUCCCACAAGGAUGGGAGGAUGAGGAUGUGUUGAUUGUAGGAUUCACUGAGAAGCCGCCCAGAAAGCGUAGGAAGGUGACAGACGAAGAACAACUCGUGUGGAGAGCUGCCCGCUCCAGCGGUGCCGCCCCCACCUACUUUCGACCAAUGGGGCGCUUUCUGGAUGGAGGACUGCUGGCCAAUAACCCGACACUUGAUGCCAUGACAGAAAUCCAUCAGCACAACAAGGCCUUGAAAACCGAGGGACGAGCCGAGGAGGUGCAGAAGCUGGGAAUCGUGGUCUCUCUGGGUACAGGGAAGCCUCCUCAGGUGGUGGUCAGCUCUGUGGACGUCUUCCGGCCCUCCAACCCUCUGGAGCUGGCCAAGAGCUUCGUAGGAGCCAAGGAGCUGGGCAAGAUGCUGGUGGACUGUUGUACGGACUCUGACGGCUGUGCGGUGGACAGGGCCAGAUCCUGGUGUGAGAUGACUGACACCAUCUACCACAGACUAAGCCCCCAGCUGUCCCAGGAGGUGAUGCUGGAUGAGGUGAGUGACGCGGUCCUGGUGGACAUGCUGUGGGAAACUCAGAUGUACCUGUACGAGAAGAGAGAGAUCCUCCAGUCCCUGGCCAAGCAGCUACUAGACAACUGAC